Messenger RNA from Trematosphaeria pertusa, 885 nucleotides. RefSeq lists its product as uncharacterized. The transcript is spliced from 5 exons. Lineage: Eukaryota; Fungi; Ascomycota; Dothideomycetes; Pleosporales; Trematosphaeriaceae. The record is from RefSeq and is a predicted model, not a curated record. The coding region runs from base 1 to 885 and encodes 294 amino acids.
AUGGAGGACACACCCGGCACAUGGGGUGUCUUGGCCUACUGGAACGAUCAGAUUCAUGGGUUCGAUGGCAAGGAGCCUGCCGAGCCGCCUAAAGACACCUUCGGUCUCCCCAAAGUCCUGGUUCGGCGGGGCACGAAUCCGUUGCUGCGACUGGUGGAUGAGGUGCGCGAGCUGAGGCAGGUGGUUGAGUGGAAGGAGGAUAUUCAGGACUUGUUUGGUGAGGCGGAACUAGAGCCAGAGCCAGAGCAGCGCGUGGUGGAGCUGAGCGUCAAGGUCGACAGCCUGCAGGAGAAGAGGGACAACCAACAGCAGAUCGACCAGAUCACGGCGAUAAAUAAUAUCGAGAGCCUCGUGAGCAAGAUCGACGACCUCAAGGCUAAGAAUUUCCGGAGCCAGGAAGAGAUGAAGCGCUCGGCAGGCAUCCAGACUGAGGCGGCAUUUUUUAAGGCUAAGAACGAGAACCUGCAGCUGGACCUGACGGAGGUCCGCAAGGAGCUCGAAGAGACCAUCAAGAAUCUCGGCUUUGUGAAAAGAUCUGCAAAUCUAUCCUUCUGCGUGAGGGAGAAAUGGAACGAUCCGACCUCCACCGAUGAAGCGCGGAGCGAGGAGUUUCCUCAGUGGAAGAACCUGAACUCGUUCGUUGCGCGACUUACAAGUUUGGGGUUUACCCCUUGGCUCAACCUGCCGAUCUGGCAACUCAGGAUAGCGCUCGAGGAGCUGCUGGUGAAGGGCGCCGCAAUGGAAUGUCGGGUAUGGGUUGCGAGCGAGUGGAUGCUUCGUUGCGCGGAUCUCAGCUCCAAGGACAUGAACUCGAAUAAAGAGCUUAACGCGGGCACGGCUCGGUCGCUCAGGGUAGGCUCGCUCUACGAUGGCAAUCGCCUCUGA